UUAAACAUACGUUAUUAUUGUGCUCAUACUUAAAAAAAAAUUCUCAUAUCUCUUGUUUACUCAGUUAGUCUCUCGGUCUAGGCAAAUCGAUGGCUUCAGAUUCGGGGCAUGAGUUGAAGCUCAUAUCACUCUUUUCUCAACUAGCCUCUCUCGAAGAUUCGGGUCCGGAGGUCAUCAUACCAGCCAUUACUCAAAUAAUCUCUCUGGUCAGCUCAAUGGGUUUGGAUUCGCAGCCGAAGCCGGAGUCAGAGCUCAUGUCACUCAUCACUCACUCAAUCAGUCUCCAUCUUCAACUCUAUGGAUGUGGAUUCUCAGCCGGAACCGCUAAGGAAGCUCAUAUCAUUCAUUUCCCAAAAUCUCGAUUCGGAGCAGAAGACGGUCCAUGAUUCAGAGUUCAUGACACUAGUUGGACAAACUCUGGCUCUCAAGCCGGAGCCCGAGCUCAUAUCACUCUACUACCGCCAAAUACUCUCCCUCGACUUAUUUAAGGAUUCAGAUUCGGAUCCUGAGUCGGAGCUCGUAUCACUCAUUUUUCAACUAACGUUACUUAACCAUUCUAAUUCAGGUUACCGUUUGGGUGUCAUAUCACUCAUAACUCAAAUAAUCUCUCUGGUCGAAACAAUGGAUUUGGAUUCACAGCCAAAGGAGAAGUCUGAGCUCUUAUCGCUCGCUACUCAAACAAUCUCUGUCUUCAACUCUAUGGAUUCGGAUUCUCAGCCGGAACCGUUGCCAGAGCUCUUAUUACUCAUUUCUCAAGCUUCAUCUCCAACAAACUCUAGACAUUUGAAUUGGGCGUUCAGAACACUCGUUCGUGAAACAAUGUGUCUCGACCCGGAGCCGGAGCUCGUAUCACUCAUCUAUCAAAUAUUCUCCCUCGUCAUAUCUAUGUAUUCAAAGUCGAGGAAGUUUACUUUCUUGUGCCCUCAACAGCAAGUAAGAUUUGAAAAUGGAAAAUUUCAUGUGGUUGAAGAAGAAGUCUUGUGGAGCAGCGAUGAUAAGUGGUACUGCCUACCUUAUAACUGGGAGAAUUUCGGGUCAACUGGAGAAGACGCUACCCUUUUUUUCUGCCGAGGAUGCAAUGGCAAGAACCACCAAGAUUAUGAUAAGGCUCCUGUUGUGAUCAAACACACUCUUCAUCCAAAACAUUCUCUUCAGUUUGUCAUGUCGCAACACGAUGUUAGGACGAGGAUAUGUUAUUGCUGUGAUGAAGAUCUCAACAAGCUAUUUUAUUAUUGCUCGGUUUGCGAUUUGGCUAUUGAUCUUGCUUGUGUGGAGAAACCACCAGUCUUAUCUAUAGACCAUCCGAAGCGUCACGAGCAUCCACUUACCCUGUUUCCAAAACACGCUUCCUUAACUUGCGACGUUUGUGGCUUGUCUGAUUCAGGAUGUCCUUUCUAUAUAUGUUCCCCUUGUGGCUUUGUGGUUCAUCAAAAGUGUGCCAACUUACCGCGUGUCAUAAAGAUAUCACGCCAUCCCCAUCGUCUUUCUUUUUCCCCUUGGUUUGAUCAAGGAGAAUUAGCUUGUAAUGUUUGUGAGAGAAAGAUUGGAAAGGAUUAUGGGUGUUAUUCUUGCAUUAAAGAAGAUUGUUUGUUUGCGGUUCAUCCAAAAUGUGCCAUACAGAGCAAUGUGUGGGAUGGUGUCGAACUUGAGGGGGUGCCGGAAGGAGAAGAUGAUGAUGAUGAAGGAAAGCCAUUUGUGAGGAUAAGCGAUGGAAUCAUACAACAUUUCAGUCAUCAACAGCAUCAUUUGAGAUUGGCUACGUACACAGAUAAUAAAAAUUACGACGAGAAUAAGAUGUGCCAAGCAUGCAUCAUGCCAAUCUAUUUCGGCAGCUUCUACUCAUGUAUGCAAUGUGAGUUCAUUCUCCACGAAGUAUGUGCAAAUUUUCCUCUCAUAAUAUAUCACCCAAUACAUCCACAUUGGCUCACUUUGGUAGUAGGAUAUGAUGGUGUAAUGACUGAAGAAAGUAAAUGUUCAGCUUGUCCUUGGUUGUGUACAGCUGGUCUCUUCUAUAAAUGCCACAAAGAACUAUGUAGUUUUAAGCUAGAUGUGCAGUGUGCCACAUUUUCCGAGCCAUUAGUCCAUCAAAGUCACAUACAUCCUUUAUUCCUAACAUCCAAACCAGGAGAGCAAAGAAGAUGUAAUGUUUGUAAAGUGUCAGAACAUUGUUCCAAAACUGAAACAUUCAACUGCAUUGAGUGCGACUUUGCCUUAUGUUUCAAAUGUGCUACUUUACCUCCAAAGGUGAGGUAUACGGAUGAUGAGCAUGUGCUCGCUCUUUCUUAUGGGGAGAAGACAAGUACCAAGAAACAUUGGUGUGAAGAAUGUGAGGGAAAAAUAGAUCAGAGCGUAGGAUUUUAUCUGUGCGAUGAGAGUUGUUGUGUUGCCCUACACAUUGAAUGCUUGCUUGGGGUGGACUUAUACAUGAUUCCGGGUUCAUCAUGGUUCCACUACGGUGAAAAGGUAGACGUUCUGCUUAACAAUCGUAAUACGUCUCGACCUAUUUGCACUAAUUGUAAGAAGCGUUGUCCACACAAAAUAGUUUUGCAGUGUUCUGGAUUUAUAUUUUGUUCCACAUUUUGUAUUCGUGAGUCAGUUGAUAGAGUUGACAAAAUACCUUGACGGUCAUCGUUACGGUUGUAAGAGAUAUUGUUGAAUUAAUUUGUAUUCUGUUGUAUUUCCACGGAUUUAUAACU
Camelina sativa (false flax) is the source of this 2696-nucleotide messenger RNA. RefSeq lists its product as uncharacterized. NCBI's taxonomy places the organism in Eukaryota, Viridiplantae, Streptophyta, Magnoliopsida, Brassicales, Brassicaceae. The record is from RefSeq and is a predicted model, not a curated record.